Molecule: messenger RNA, 3590 nt
Organism: Raphanus sativus (radish)
Lineage: Eukaryota; Viridiplantae; Streptophyta; Magnoliopsida; Brassicales; Brassicaceae
Product: probable LRR receptor-like serine/threonine-protein kinase At4g36180
Exons: 3
Coding region: 136-3489 (1117 amino acids)
Biological process (GO): protein phosphorylation
Molecular function (GO): protein kinase activity; ATP binding; receptor serine/threonine kinase binding
Source: RefSeq, a predicted model, not a curated record
UGUUUUGCAACCCUUUCUUCUUUUAAAGACUUGAACUUUACUCUCUCCAACACACUCAUGGCGACACUUCUUCUCUCACCAUCUUCAUCCUCCUAGUGUCUGCGUUUCGUUCCAUCACAAACGGAUCUCUCUACCAUGAAGAGAUCCUUACUCUUCCUUCUCCUUGUGUUACUCUCACGCGCCGACGAUACUCACCCCGAGAUCGACGCACUCACCGCGUUUAAGCUCAACCUCCACGACCCACUCGGCGCGUUAACCUCAUGGGACCCCUCGACUCCCUCCGCUCCAUGCGACUGGCGCGGCGUCUUCUGCACGAACCGCCGCGUCACGGAGAUCCGUCUCCCCCGCCUCCAGCUCUCCGGACGAAUCUCCGACCGCAUCUCCGACCUCGGAAUGCUGCGUAAGCUCAGCCUCCGGUCCAACUCCUUCAACGGAACCAUCCCUCCUUCUCUCGCCUUCUGCACGCGCCUACUCGCCGUCUUCCUCCAGUACAACUCCCUCACCGGAAAACUCCCCCCGGGGAUGAAGAAUCUCACCGAGCUAGAAGUCUUCAACGUCUCCGGGAACCGUCUCUCCGGAGAGAUCUCCGCUCCUUUCCCGACGAGUCUCAAGUUCCUUGACCUUUCCUCCAACGUCUUCUCCGGCACUGUACCGAGUGGACUCGCGAACCUGACUCAGCUCCAGCUUCUCAAUCUCUCGUACAAUCAAUUAGACGGCGAGAUCCCCGCGAGCCUCGGGAAGCUUCAGAGCCUACAGUAUCUCUGGCUAGACUUUAAUCUCUUGCAAGGGACGUUACCUUCCGCGUUGUCGAACUGCUCCUCCAUUGUGCACUUAAGCGCGUCGGAGAACGCUAUCGGCGGCGUGAUUCCCGCGGCUUUCGGCGCUCUUCCUAACCUCGAAGUCAUCGCUCUGAACAACAACGGUCUCUCCGGUACCGUGCCGUUCUCUCUCUUCUGCAACUCUUCGCUUAGGGUCGUUCAGUUAGGGUUCAACGCCUUCUCCGACGUGGUUAGGCCCGAGACGGUUAACUGUGGUAGGACCGGUUUACGAGUUUUGGAUCUCCGGGAGAAUCGAAUCUCCGGUCGUUUCCCGAUGUGGUUGACUAACAUUGUCUCGUUAACGAAUCUCGAUGUUUCUGGAAACUUGUUUUCCGGUGAGAUUCCGGCGGAGAUUGGUGGCUUGAAGUUGUUAGAAGAGCUCAAGUUGGCUAAUAACUCACUCACGGGUGAGAUUCCGGUUGAGGUUAAGCAAUGCAGCUCGUUAGGGGUUCUUGAUUUGGAAGGGAACCGGUUAACCGGUCAGGUUCCGGAGUUUCUUGGGUAUAUGAAGGCUUUAAAGGUCUUGUCUUUAGGUAGAAACGGCUUCUCUGGUUAUGUUCCUUCGUCUAUGGUGAACUUGGAGCAGCUUGAUCGGUUAAACUUAGGUGAUAACAGCUUGAACGGGAGCUUUCCGGUGGAGUUGAUGGCUUUGACGAACUUAUCUGAGCUGGAUCUGAGCGGGAACCGGUUUUCCGGUUCGGUUCCGGUUAGUAUCAGCAACUUGAGUAACCUCAGUUUCUUGAACUUGAGUGGGAAUGGAUUCUCUGGUGAGAUACCAGCUAGUGUGGGGAAUCUGUUUAAGCUAACGUCUAUUGAUUUAAGCAAACAGAAUAUGUCUGGCGAGAUUCCGGUUGAGCUUUCCGGUUUACCCAACUUGCAAGUGAUUGCGUUGCAGGAGAACAACUUCUCUGGUGUUGUACCCGAAGGGUUUAGUAGCUUGGUGAGUUUACGGUACGUGAACCUUAGCUCCAACUCGUUCUCUGGUCAGAUACCGCAGACUUUCGGGUUUCUUCGGCUUUUGGUAUCUCUUUCGCUGUCGGAUAAUCGCAUCUCCGGUUCUGUUCCACCUGAAGUUGGAAACUGCUCUGCUCUCGAAGUUCUCGAGUUGAGAUCAAACCGGCUAACGGGUCAUGUUCCAGCUGAUCUCUCGAGACUUUCUCGUUUGAGAGUGCUGGACUUGGGUCGGAACAACUUGUCAGGUGAAAUCUCACCAGUGAGCUCGUCUCUCCAGUCGCUGUCACUUGACCACAAUCAUCUCUCGGGAGUCAUACCUGAAUCUUUAUCUGCGUUGUCGAAUUUGUCGAGGCUUGAUCUCUCUGUUAACAACUUAACCGGAGAGAUUCCACCUCUUGUUGCCAGUAACUUGGUGUACUUCAAUGUCUCGAACAACAACCUCAAAGGAGAGAUUCCAUCUUCUUUAUCCUCUACCAUCACCAACCCAUCAGAGUUUUCAGGCAACGCAGAGCUAUGCGGCAAGCCGCUGAACAGAAAAUGCGCGGACGCAAGGAAGAAGAGGAGGAAAAUGAUUCUAAUGAUAGUAACGGCUGCGAUAGGCGCGUGUCUUUUAACGCUCUUCUGCUGCUUCUACAUCUACACUCUCCUGAAAUGGAGAAAGAAGCUGAAACAACAGUCGUCAACGGGAGAGAAGAAACGUAGCCCCGGUAGAACGAGCGCGGGGAGCAGAGUACGCAGCAGCACGAGCCGGUCGAGCACGGAGAACGGAGAACCGAAGCUGGUGAUGUUCAACAACAAGAUCACUCUAGCCGAAACGAUAGAAGCGACGCGACAGUUCGACGAAGAGAACGUUCUCAGCAGGACCAAAUACGGAUUGCUGUUCAAAGCUAAUUACAACGACGGUAUGGUUCUCUCUGUACGCCGUUUACCUAACGGCUCUCUCUUGAACGAGAACUUGUUCAAGAAAGAAGCUGAGGUUCUCGGUAAAGUCAAGCACAGGAACAUCACUGUCCUUAGAGGCUACUACGCCGGUCCACCGGAUCUGAGGCUCUUGGUGUAUGACUACAUGCCCAACGGAAACUUAUCUACUCUCCUCCAAGAAGCUUCUCACCAAGAUGGCCAUGUCCUGAACUGGCCGAUGCGUCACCUUAUUGCUCUUGGGAUCGCUCGUGGACUCGGUUUCUUACACCAGUCCAACAUGGUUCAUGGUGAUAUAAAGCCACAGAAUGUACUCUUCGACGCUGACUUUGAAGCUCAUUUAUCCGACUUCGGGCUUGACCGUCUCACGGUUCUAUCCCCGUCAAGAACAGCGGUGACAUCAGCCACCAUCGGGACGUUAGGAUACGUUUCUCCAGAAGCUACAUCAUCCGGAGAAAUCACAAGAGAGUCCGACAUCUACAGCUUUGGCAUUGUCCUACUCGAAAUCCUAACCGGGAAGAGACCGGUGAUGUUCACACAAGACGAGGAUAUAGUGAAAUGGGUGAAGAAACAGCUUCAGAGAGGUCAAGUCACAGAGCUGCUGGAGCCGGGUCUGCUCGAGCUAGACCCGGAGUCGUCGGAGUGGGAAGAGUUCUUGUUAGGUAUCAAAGUCGGACUUCUUUGUACGGCCACGGAUCCUCUUGACCGACCAACAAUGUCUGAUAUUGUGUUCAUGUUAGAAGGCUGUCGUGUUGGUCCUGACGUCACUUCCUCCGCCGAUCAACCCUCACCGGCCUAACCGCUUUUUUUAUUUAUUUUCUUUCCUGAUUUAAAUUCUUAGUAAGAAAAAAAAAACAAGAACUAUUAAUAUUUUGAAAAUUCAGCAUUAUUAUUACAUUA